Pistacia vera is the source of this 1841-nucleotide messenger RNA. RefSeq lists its product as uncharacterized. Gene Ontology annotation, biological process: protein localization to phagophore assembly site; endoplasmic reticulum to Golgi vesicle-mediated transport. The transcript has 8 exons. NCBI's taxonomy places the organism in Eukaryota, Viridiplantae, Streptophyta, Magnoliopsida, Sapindales, Anacardiaceae. Gene Ontology annotation, cellular component: phagophore assembly site; cytoplasmic vesicle; TRAPPIII protein complex. Bases 108 to 1157 code for a protein of 349 amino acids. The record is from RefSeq and is a predicted model, not a curated record.
AACCAGUAAAAGUUAAUAUUGAAUUCAAGAAUCCUUUGCAAAUCCCUAUUUCCCUCUCAAGUGUUACUUUGAUAUGCGAGCUUUCUCCAAGAUCUGAUGAAACGAAUAUGGAUGCAGGUAACUCAACCAUUGAGCUUCAGAAAGAGGAAGAAUUAAAAAGUUCUACAACCAUGGGGGAUAUGAGUUCUGAAGUUUCUUCAUUUACUUUAUCUGAGGCUGAUGUUCUGUUAGAAAGCGGUGAAGCAAUUUUGGUACAACUAACUGUUACUCCCAAGGUUGAAGGCAUUUUGAAAAUUGUUGGCGUUAGAUGGAAACUAUCAGGUUCUGUAGUUGGUCUGUAUAACUUCGAGACUAAUGUUGUCAAGAAGAGAAUUGCAAAGGGAAGACGGGGAGCAAAGUCUUCUCCUAGCAAUGACUUGAAGUUUCUGGUUAUCGAGAGUCUACCCAAGCUUGAGGGCUUCAUUCGUCAUAUACCAGAAAGAGCAUAUGCUGGAGAUUUGCAGCACUUAAUUUUGGAGUUAAGGAACCCAUCAGAAUUUUCUGUGAAGAAUUUGAAGAUCAAGGUCAGUCAUCCGAGAUUCCUUUGUGUCGGGAAGCAGGAUGAAUUGAUGAAAGAAUUUCCUGCUUGCUUAGAAAAGAAGACAGUUGCUGAACAAAGUGGUGCUCUUGGUAACUCUAGUAAAAGGCCUCAUGCUCUGUUUUUAUUUCCAGAGGACAUAACAGUACAAGGCAACGCACCUUUACUGUGGCCUCUCUGGUUUCGCGCUGCUGUCCCUGGAAAUAUUUCCUUGUUGAUAACAAUAUAUUAUGAGAUGGGAAAUAUGUCAAGUGUCAUAAAAUACCGAACCCUACGAAUGCGUUAUAACAUGCAGGUUUUACCAUCAUUGAAUGUUGCAUAUCAAAUUAGUCCCUGUCCAUCGAGAUUGCGGCAGUUCCUUGUGCGCAUGGACAUUUUAAACCAGACCAGUUCAGAGAGUUUCCAGGUUCAUCAGUUAUCAGCUGUUGGGCACCAGUGGGAAAUUUCAUUGCUUCAACCUUUUGAUGUCAUCUUUCCUUCAAAAUCUUUAUUUACUGGUCAAGCAUUAUCAUGUUUCUUCAUCCUUAAGGUUGAUUCUCUUUAUUUUUUUCCUCUUUAUCUCUGCGUAAGAAAUGACUGAUUUUCUUUUGUUGUCUAUAUAAAAAAGAACAAUUAUAAUCAUUGUGAUUUCUGUUAUUAAUGCAUGAUUGUCUGUAUGUAACUACUAUUUUGUUAACUUCUCAAAUCUUAAUAAUCAAGGUGGUGUUUGGGUGGGUUGAAGCUGAUCCAAUCUCAGCAUUAGCUGAGCUCCCUACGAUUGGAGUUUUUCAAUUUUGGGUUGAGAAUUAUUAAGCAGAACUUAGUUUUGGUUAAGCUAGUUGAGUCUUCUGCAACCCAUCUUGACCUGUGAUAUUCAUAUGAAUCUAGAGAUUAGAAUCAUUAUUUUCCUUGAUGAAGGGAUGGUUUGGUGCACUUGUAGUGUCUUAAUUCUUCUUUGAAUCACUUGUCUGUACAAUUCAGAAUAUAUUUGUUGAUUAAACUAGCCCAGCCAGGCCUAAGCUGCUCUAAAUCAAGCUCCGAAGAUUAAGGAUAGUUUGAGUUGGAUGGGUUUGGCAUGUUUUUGAUGUGUGAUUACUAGGGUGUGCCUAGCCGCCUCAUUUGCAGCCGUAACUUGCUUCACCUUCUUCCUAAUUUGUCAAUGUCAGCAUCAGAUUCAAAAUCAUUAGUCCAUGCAUUAGUUUGUCAGAGCCGUACUUAUGACUUUGAAUUAUAUUCUUUAUUCUAAUAUUACACUGUCUGCUUCAACUUCACCAAUUUGCAUUGU